Symbiodinium natans is the source of this 1095-nucleotide messenger RNA. The record is from the annotation of a GenBank genome assembly. NCBI's taxonomy places the organism in Eukaryota, Dinophyceae, Suessiales, Symbiodiniaceae.
AUGGCCGAGCAGGGCGUCGCCCAGUUGGUGGUUUGGCAGCAUGGGGAGAGCCUAGAUGCAGCCGGCGUGCAGGCAGAGCUCGCAGAGCUGCAAGCGGCCCUCCGCCAAGUCCCAGGUGUCUCUACGUCGGCGUUGGAAGACCUCUGGCAGCGGCAGCGGAGCCGUGCGCAGGAGCUCUACGAUCGCCAGCCCGCGCGCACGAGGGUCGUCCAAGUGGAGGAGGAGUGUGCGGAGGAAUACAUCGACCAGGAGGACUACGAAGAGCAGGAGCCCUACACCGCUCACGAGGCCUACACGGAGCAGGAGCCGUACACAGAGCAGGAGGCGUAUCAAGAGAACGAACCCUACACGGAGACGGUGUAUCAGAACAUCCCAGUGGACGUGCAGCAUACGAAGAGACGAGGGGGCCUUGCCGGGGCUUUAGGAGGCAGGAAGACCUACACAGUUCAGGAGACCAGAAGCGUCCCUGUCCAAGUGCAGAAGCUGAGGUCAGUCACCCGGCACCGCGACGUGACGCGUUACCGUGCCGUGCAGAGGACGCGCGAGGUGACACGGUACCGGCCGGUCACCAGGCAGAGGGGCGUGACCCGCUACAGAACUGCCACGCGGAUGGUGGACCGCAACGUCGAGUACUUCUUGCCGGUGGAGGACUUCUACAACCAAGCCCUGGAGCAGAUCCUGGGCGAGGUGCGCGCGGGGUUCCGGGCUCCCAUAGACAGCAUUCGACCCGAGGACUCGGUUUCUCAGGUGAGCGUGGCAGCCAGCAUUCCUGGGAUUCCUGGGCGUGCUCCAUCAGAUGACGAUUCUUGGUCCUUCAUCUCCUCUGCUCGCGCCGGGCCUCAGUGCUUCCUGCCCGAGGCGCUCUUCCAGGUGAGUGCAGGCGGCUUGGACGACACCUACUUCCUCCACGCCCAGCAUUUGGCCCCCGGCUCAUGUGUAAUGGCCGCAGAUGGGCAGACUGUCCGGGUGACGCGGGUGGUGGAGCACCAGGUACCAGAAAUCCUGGAGCUCCGAACCGGUGCCUACACGGCGCCUCUCCGAAUUUCCCCAACCCACCGUGUGGUCACGCCUGGCCAGGGCCAGACAGAAGCGUAA